Molecule: messenger RNA, 964 nt
Organism: Alnus glutinosa
Lineage: Eukaryota; Viridiplantae; Streptophyta; Magnoliopsida; Fagales; Betulaceae
Product: cold-regulated 413 inner membrane protein 1, chloroplastic-like
Exons: 6
Coding region: 76-741 (221 amino acids)
Cellular component (GO): membrane
Source: RefSeq, a predicted model, not a curated record
GAGUUUCGUCCAACUAUCAUUUAUUACAGUCUCUCUGCUCUCUCACUCACUCAGUGCGAUUCUGACGAAAAGGAAAUGGCGUCUCUUUCUCUGUCCUCAUCUGCGCUCGGAACUUUCUCUCUCUACAACAACAGCACCAAGAGCUCUCUCUUUGCGGGAGCUCCGCGUCACCAGCCCUUGCUCCUCUUCCAUGUCGCUCAACGCUCGAAUCCCCUCAGAUUUUGUGUCGAUCGUAAGGGGCUGGUGACGACGAAGGAGAAGAAGAGUAGGGGAUUCGGUGCGGUUUGCUACGCUUCGCCUAUCACUGCUCGUAACCUCCAGUGGAUCGCCACCGUUUCUUCCGCGGUGCUAAUGCUUGCCAAAGGCACUGCUGCUCAGAAAUCCUUUCUUGUUCCCCUAUUUGCUCUACAAGCUCCAGCAAGUGUCAUCUCGUUCAUUAAGGGCGAAUAUGGUGCUUGGACUGCAUUCUUGGCACUUCUCGUCCGUCUCUUCUUCUUCAUUCCUGGUGAACUUGAGUUGCCAUUUGUGGCAUUACUGUUGGUGCUUGUAGCUCCUCAUCAAGUCAUGAACCUACGGGGAACUCAGGCAGGUGCUAUUGUUUCCUUGUUGAUUGCUGGAUAUUUGGCUUUCCAGCAUUUCUCACGAACAGGCAGCUUGCAGAAAGCAUUUGACCAAGGUUCAAUUGUUGCCACCUUAGCCAUCAUUUUAAUCACUGCUGCAUCAGGCUUACUUCUGAUUUGAAUUUCGCUUGAAAUCAUAAAUGGAUGUGGCCUUUUAAUCAUCUGUAAAUUUUUUACCUUUUUUCUUUUCUUUUUUUUUUUUUUUUUUUUUUUGAGGUGGAUGUGUGUUUAGAAUAACAGAAGGACCUUUCUUUCUCUUAUUAUAUAUAUUUAUCUGUAAUAAGCACAAUAAAUAUGCUGAAUGUGUACUAGCAUUCUUCGAGUGAUGAAAGUAUUGUUUUAUA